GUGUGGAUGUGAUGUGAUUGUUUCGCUCUGCCUGUGUAGUGUAGUGUAGAAGCAAAUUGGGCGUUGUUGGCUUUAGUUUAUUAGUGCUAUAACUCAAUGAAAAAUACAAAUCGUAAAAAUGUGUUGUUUGGAAAGAUGUAAUUUACAUUUAUGUGGACACGAGCAGUAGUGCAUUUGUGUUUGAAACAUUACAAUGAAUUAAGUGUUACUUUUACGUAGUAUCCUUUUCCAUUAUACGUUUAAUUGAUUUUAUGCAAGACUACUUAAAACAUAUAAGUAAUGCCGGAGCAAAGUAACGAUUAUCGCGUUGUAGUUUUCGGUGCAGGCGGUGUGGGUAAAAGUUCCCUGGUACUACGUUUUGUAAAAGGCACGUUUAGAGAGUCAUAUAUACCGACUAUCGAGGACACAUAUAGACAAGUGAUAAGCAGUAACAAGACGAUAUGCACGCUGCAAAUAACGGAUACGACGGGGUCGCAUCAGUUUCCUGCGAUGCAGAGGUUAUCUAUCAGCAAGGGCCACGCGUUUAUAUUAGUCUACUCCGUGAGCAGUAGACAGUCUCUCGAGGAGCUAAAGCCAAUAUGGCAGACGAUAAAGGAGAUAAAGGGCGCCGAUCUGCCCAGUAUCCCGGUGAUGCUGGCAGCAAACAAGUGCGACGAAAGCCCAGAAAUCAGAGAAGUAUCUGCGAGCGAGGGGCAGGCUCAGGCACAAAUGUGGGGCGUCUCCUUUAUGGAAACAUCUGCUAAAACGAAUCAUAACGUCACACAGCUUUUCCAGGAAUUACUGAACAUGGAAAAGAAUAGGAACGUCUCCCUUCAAGUAGACGGCAAGGGAAAGAAAAAGAAAGACAAAGUAGUGAAAGACGGCGGCGAAGCUUCAGCGAGCGGAAGGGAAAAAUGCUGCGUCAUGUAGUGUUACAGCGGGUAACCCUUAAAUAUAUUAUAAGUAGGCCCAUUACCUUAUACCUAAUUAUUUAUUCAGUCACAUUAAAUCUAGUCAUUAUUAAUUCAUAUCUCGAUGAUUUCGCACGACAUAGCAUAGUUAUUGUAACGCAUAGGUAACAUAAAUAAAAUUAUAGGUACUAUAAUUAUGCCUUUAAAAUAAUUAUUAAUAAUAAAAUAUUGUGAUGAAACUUGACAGUCAUCAGAAUGCAUGUUUUGCUAAUAAUUAAUAUUUACACUAGUUGACUUGUUUAAUAAUGACUGACGUGAUUCAUUAAUAAAGAGAUGAGUGGAUAUCCUGUAAAGAUAGUGUGAAAAUACAACGAAAUGAAGUCUGUAGGACUUGCUGUUAAUUGAUUUCGUAUCCCGAAUACAGUUAGUCGUUAAUUAUCCGAUGCUAAAAUAUUGUGCAGUGAUACCUACGACUUUUUUGUGAUCUCUUCGUAAUGUUUUUUUGUCCAAUUUUUACUCUCUCCCUCUCUCUCUCUGAAUUCUUGUACCGACUCUGCGGUAUUAUUUAAGAAGAGAAAUUUAUACCAUGUACUUAAAGAAGUGAUCUCAUGUUUUUGGAAUUGUAUCUUGUAUAACGUGUGCUAAAAUGAAUUAUAUCGCUCAUUAGAGAACAUGUUCUGAUUAUUAAAUACUAUUUGGUGAUCUAUUAAGGCCAAUGUAAUUCACUUGUAAAGAAAGAACCGCCUAACUAUAGAAUUUGAGUCUAUUUACAUACCUACUAGACCAAAAAGAGAGUAGUUCCUAAUGAAGUAGAAAAAAGCAUAUUGGAAUAUUUCCUGUGCCAAAUUUUAGCCCAGACAUAGAAAAGAUUAGCAUUUGUACUUGACAUACAUUAACGUCAAAUAAACAAACAUAUGUAUUUUAAUUUAAAAAAUUUUAAGCAAUUUUGUUUUACAUUUUGUUACAAAAUAAGGCAGACGAUAUUGAAAAGACAGCGCUGAAAGAAUAUCCUUCACUCUUGAAUAUUUUUUAUAGAUUGCUAUCUAUAUUUACCAUAAACCACUGCGCUGGUAAAAAUCACUUCUCAAACUUUCUAAAUUAUGUAAACUCAAGUUAUAAUAGUAAAAGUAUUUUCUUGACACUAACGUACCAUGUAUGUAGGUACCGUACCGUAUCCAUUUCAAGUUUUUAUACUUACAUAUUUAAGUAUUUAAGUCACGGAUAAUGUGGUAUAAUAUAUAAGUAGCAUUUGCCUCGAAACGUAGCCGUCGCUAGUUUAUAUGCACCUAAUUUAUCAUUCACCAAAACAUAUCUAAGUAGUCCAGUAUUAAAAUAUUAUCUACUUACUACUCAAGAGGCCGUUGAAUUUAAUAUUCGAAAAUAGAUCUUAGGAGCACAACGCCUUUGCACGUAUUUGUGCCCGAAUCUUCAACGAAUUGUUGUCAUUGUAUAUUUUUAUGUAUAUUGUGUUCACUCAUAUUUUAUAUUGCAUGGUAAAAGUAGUACAAGUAGACUGGAACAAUCUUAAAGUAGGUACAUUAUGUCUAAAGUGAAUUACCUUACCUUCAUUGCUUUAUUUUUACUUAAAAUAUAAAUGUUCAUUAUUAAUAUACCAGAGACAACAACCUUUGUAAAAAUAUAAGAUUAAAAUAUAUGUUAUAUUUGUUUACAUUAUACAAUUUAGAAUGUAUAGAAUUUCUAUUAACCUUUUGAACGCCACAGACGGCAAAUGACUGCAACGGAAAAUCGUGACAACGACGCCAAAGACGGCAUUUGACGUCGGUCGUUUUAUGAUGAAAAAUCUACUGAAAAACACCCCACUUUUAGGUUGGCAUUAUUUAUUCACAAAACUAAAUUUUACUCCCGUGGCGUCAGUGGCACGGCAAAUGGAUGCGCCGUUUGGCAUUCAAAAGGUUAAACUACACUUUGAUCAGGCUAUGAUUAUUUAUUAAAAGGAUCAAUGAAGGUUUUUUUUAUUUGUCUUAUUAUGGGAGUGAUAGUAAACAUAAAGGAGACGAAAUUAGACACGGUGUUAACGGCGGUAGUUAAUAUGCUUGGCGUGUCAGGCAUAUAUACAUAUUUGUACACUUAUCAUUUCAUUUGUGCACGAUAUUAACAAUUUAGUUAAUAUAACAAGUUGCAUUAAUAAUAAAAGUUGUUAAAUGCUGUGUUGUUAUAGUCGGACCAAAGUUUCAUGUUAAUUGAUGUAAGUUAUAAAAACCUAAUUUCAUUUAGUGUCUAAACUUUAGUUAAGAUACAUCGGUUAAGAUCUAUUUUAUACACUCUCUCUGUCUCUUUUAUACUGUGACUAUACCUGCUUUUGCUAUUUUCAUACAAAUAAUUAUAUUUAUGCUAUAUGUCUAUUAAUUAACAAUUUAACACUAUGGCCUUUAAAAACUAAAACUUCUUUUAAAAUACUUUAUUCUUUAAAACCAUCAGCUUACUAUUUUCUUACAUUCCCUUUUCCCACUGGGUCGAUUAAUCUUUGCUUUUUGUUGUUAAUUCAGUCCCGUUAGCCAGGAGACAUCAUUGGCAAUAUUAACAAGUAUCACGCUUCAGUCAUUUUAUUGGAGUUAAUGAAAUAAUUUUUUGAAUUUGAAAUUGAUUGAAAAAUUCUAGGGACUGCAGAAUGAAGCCAACAUAAGAGCUUUUUGAUUCGCGAAAAUUGUAUAGGUACCGAAGUUAGAAAACGGUUAGUAUCAAAGAUACGAAAAGCCUUUCAAAUGGGUUAAAGUUGCUAUUAUUUGUAACCUUUGCUAAAAUUUUACUACUACUGAACGUACUUGUACGUUUAGUACUUUAGUAAUUUGUAAAUUAUAAGUACAAACCAAACGCAACAAAAUUUAGCUACUUACCUACAUCCAUUGCUGCACGGGCUGCGCCCACCAUAGUUUCAUAAUUCACUAGUGAAAUGAAAUAUUUGUGUAUUUAAAACUGGAAUUGUAAUGUAGUAUGUAAAUUGAAAUCAAUUAAUGCCACAAAAUAAAUAUAAAAUCACUGUGACCCAAGAGACAAUGAAUACAAGAAAAAGUUAAUUGCUCUACAAUACAUAACGAAAUAGUAAGCUUGUUGGCUUAAAGUAAGAGUUCAUUCCUAACUAAUUCUACCUAUAUGUACUUACUGCCUACGUAGUCAAAACGUUUGUAAUGAAAGCAUUAAUAUUAAUAGUAAACCACAAACAAUAAUAUUAAGCAAAAUUUUCCAAUUGCGUGUUUCAGUAGCGUCUGCUAGUAUUCUUUCUCCGUGUCUAACUCUAAUACCUACACUUUUAAACACUUAUUAAUCAUCAGUAAUGCUAUAAUGUAAUUAAUGCUCCUUUACUCUUCAAAAUGGUGCAAACUUAAUAUUGAAUGGCAAUAAUAUUAUAGUAGUUGCUAGAGAUUUCGUCUAAGUAGAAACCCUGAAUAAAGGUGUUUGUACCUUAAUAUAAUAUGAAUGACUCAAAGCUUUAGGAUAUCAAGGUACCUAAACUAAACACCCACCUUACCUUGUGUCAAAUGACAAAAUAUGAUGCUGUUUCUUGAAUUUAAUUCCUUUGUGAAAAAAAUUAAUAACAAGUCUUAACUACAUAUCCGACUAAAAAUUAUAUUUACCUUAUUUAUCCUUUUUUAUAAUACAGGAGAGUCGACGAUUUUAAAUUAGAUACCUACUCACUUAGUAAUAAUCGAAGUGAUGUAUCGUAACUGAAUGCGUACCAAUCGUACCAUAAAUGUAUCUAGUCCAUAAUACCUACGCUCUAGCAGUAGUUUAGAAGUAGAUCUCGCCUCAUUACUUAUUCACAAAGAAGCUUGGUUAGAAUAAAAGUGUUGCAACAUUUGGCUUUACACGAUAGAGUGAAGUGAUGGUCUGUUUGUACAUAUUAUAUACUUAUAUAUGGUUUUGUUACAAUGUUGUAUUUAUUGUGGGGUUGCGAAUGUUUGUUGACCAAACCGAAGAUGAUGAUGUAGAUCGUAAGUAACGUAACUGAGCAAACAAGUUGCUUUAUUUCUCACUUAUGAACUAAUCUUUAAUUUCCUGAAUGAUGCUUAGAAAAAUUACCAAUUCUUAUAUUUUUUAAUCAAUCUUGUGACACUCUCAGUAAGGCAUACAGAAAAUAAAACAGAAAUUAAACAACU
Cydia fagiglandana is the source of this 5005-nucleotide messenger RNA. Its product is annotated as GTP-binding protein Di-Ras2. The transcript has 4 exons. The record is from RefSeq and is a predicted model, not a curated record. NCBI's taxonomy places the organism in Eukaryota, Metazoa, Arthropoda, Insecta, Lepidoptera, Tortricidae. Gene Ontology annotation, molecular function: GDP binding; GTP binding; GTPase activity. Gene Ontology annotation, cellular component: plasma membrane. Gene Ontology annotation, biological process: signal transduction. Bases 280 to 909 code for a protein of 209 amino acids.